AUGAUCCUGGCAGAUGGCGUGACAGAACGCCUGGCGGUGGACAUAAACUGUGCUGGAGCCGCCGCGCUCGCGAUCCUUGUAUGGUCCGAUUCGCUCGAACUGGCGCGUCGGGACACGUUGCUCAUGGGUUGUGAUUGCAGGGAGACGCUCAUAAACAUAGACCAGGAGGUCAAGCAUAUAUGGUCACGGCCGAAUGAUGCAUGGCUCAAGUGGACAUAUAUCUUCAUUAGAUACUUCGCGCUGGCCGCCUUGACGACUGACCGCGCCUUCAACCUCGCCGCACUGUAUAGUCGGUCUUUGCCAGAGUACGCGCUGCGGAUAUGGUUCAUCUGCCAGCCGAUUGUCGCCCACUUAUGCAUGUUGGGCGUCGAGGGGAUCAUGAUGGCGCGAGUUUACGGCCUAUACCGGCAGGAACGAAGGAUCCUGACAACGUUUCUCGUCGUCCUUGCGCUGGACUCCAUGAUCGUCCUCGUCGGCAUCCUAGUCACCCUUCCCGACAAGAUAUCGCGCGCUGACUUUGUGCGCUUCUCCUCCAAGGCGUUGUCUUUCUUCGGCAUCUCCUCCUUCCUCACCCAAAUCCUCAUCCUCACCCUCAUGCUCGUCAAAUACCGCCGCGGCCGCUGGCGCAACGUCCCGCUCAUGUCCCUCGUCGUGCGCGACGGCGUGCUCGUGUUCGGCGUCUUCGCAGUGUACUGCGCCGUCAUGACCAUCUAUCCGCUGUUGAACUUCGACUUCACGGCCGCGGCGUUUCCAUGGUUGGUGGCGAGCAUUUCGGUGGCGGGCACCCGCCUCGUUCUGAACAUGCAAGACCUGCCGGUGAACGCGUCUACGGACGCGUCGAGCGCUCUGCAGCUCACGACAUACUACUCAAUACCAUUCUACUUCGAGAGCGAUCAGCUGGACCGCAGACCUCCCGGGGCGCUUCCAGACGCACGCUCUACACGACAUGAGCCACAACCGUAG
Molecule: messenger RNA, 963 nt
Organism: Schizophyllum commune H4-8
Lineage: Eukaryota; Fungi; Basidiomycota; Agaricomycetes; Agaricales; Schizophyllaceae
Exons: 7
Coding region: 1-963 (320 amino acids)
Source: RefSeq, a predicted model, not a curated record